AUGAUGCCGUCAUUUGAUUAUGGAGCGAUAGCAUGCGUUUCUGAGCUGCUAUUCAAUCGAACUCACCUUGGUUACGGCAACAAUACACUGGAUAUGCUUUAUUUCGAGAACUUACCUGUGGUCCGAUUUAACAAAGCUACCAAUCAGAAGAACAUUAGCGAACUGUGCGAGAAUCCCUAUGCGUAUAAAUGGGAAGAAGCCUGA
Angiostrongylus costaricensis is the source of this 204-nucleotide messenger RNA. The record is from the annotation of a GenBank genome assembly. Lineage: Eukaryota; Metazoa; Nematoda; Chromadorea; Rhabditida; Metastrongylidae.